Messenger RNA from Eptesicus fuscus (big brown bat), 1215 nucleotides. RefSeq names its product olfactory receptor-like protein DTMT. Lineage: Eukaryota; Metazoa; Chordata; Mammalia; Chiroptera; Vespertilionidae. Gene Ontology annotation, biological process: G protein-coupled receptor signaling pathway. Gene Ontology annotation, cellular component: membrane. The coding region runs from base 271 to 1215 and encodes 314 amino acids. The transcript has 3 exons. Gene Ontology annotation, molecular function: olfactory receptor activity; G protein-coupled receptor activity. The record is from RefSeq and is a predicted model, not a curated record.
AUCAACUGCAACAUAAGGAAAAGGAGACUAGGAGUUAAUCUGACACAGAUGUAGAGUAGUAGAGAAGAUGGCGGUGGAUUUAGCAUCCUUUGAGAUCCAAUGCUAGUUAGACCCAAGGAUGUGCAGGGUGGGAGAUGUGAGAAGGGAUGUUGCAGACAAAGGUGACAACUACGGAACUGUUACUUCACAUGCCUUAGUGAAUGAAGGGGAGCAGGAUCUCAAGCCAGGGUCCUGGAAUCACCCUCAGACAGACUGGCAUUGAAGAAGUAUAUGGCAGGACAGAAUCAAACUGCCAUCACAGAGUUCCUCCUCCAGGGCCUGCCCAUCAAGUCAGAGCAGAAAAACCUGUUCUAUGCCCUGUUCCUGGUCAUGUAUGUUACCACCGUCCUGGGGAACCUCCUCAUCAUUUUCCUGAUUCGCCUGGACUCUCAGCUCCACACGCCCAUGUAUUUGUUUCUCAGUAACUUGUCCUUCUCUGACCUCUGCUUCUCCUCUGUCACAAUGCCCAAGUUGCUGCAGAACAUGCAGAGCCAAGUCCCAUCCAUCCCCUAUGCAGGCUGCCUGACCCAGAUGUACUUCUUCCUAUUUUUUGGAGACCUGGAGAGCUUCCUCCUUGUGGCCAUGGCCUAUGACCGCUAUGUGGCCAUCUGCUUCCCCCUGCACUACACCACCAUCAUGAGCCCCAAGCUCUGUCUCACUCUGGUGGCGCUGUCCUGGGGGCUGACCACAUUGCAUGCCAUGUUACACACUCUGCUCAUGGCCAGGUUAUGUUUUUGUGCCAACAAUGUGAUUCCUCACUUUUUCUGUGACAUGUCUGCUCUGCUGAAGCUGUCCUGCUCUGACACUCGAGUCAAUGAGUUGGUGAUAUUUAUCACGGGAGGGCUCAUUCUUGUCAUACCGUUCCUACUCAUCAUCACAUCCUAUGCACGGAUUGUGUCAUCUAUUCUCAAGGUUCCUUCUGCUGGAGGUAUGCGCAAGGCCUUCUCCACCUGUGGCUCCCACCUGGCUGUGGUGUCACUGUUCUAUGGGACAAUUAUUGGUCUCUAUUUAUGCCCAUCAGCUGACAAUUCUACUGUGAAGGAGAUGGUCAUGGCUAUGAUGUACACUGUGGUGACGCCCAUGCUGAACCCGUUCAUCUACAGCCUGAGGAACAGAGACAUGAAGGGAGCCCUGGGAAGAGUCUUUUGUAGAAAGAAAACUCCCUUUUCUGUAUGA